CGUCUUAGUCUGGGCGUUUCGGAGUAGUGCGUGGGAAGACCACCUCGUCUCUCAACAAGCGUUCGAAGCGCUGUGACCGUGCGGCUGUUGGAUAUGGCCGAGGAAGACGGUUUUGUUGAAGAGCCCCCCGAUACUCCGACGCGCCCAGGUCAAAGCCUGCCAGUUAGCAGCGCACCGUACCCCCUGGUUCGGCUGGUGCGCAAAGGCAGCACGCUGUCCAGUCAGCUGCACUCGCCUCUGCACCGGGGCGGCUCUAUCCUGACCUCCCCGAAGCACACAUGCAGUGCGCGGGCAACGUCACCCGCAGGAGCGGGCUCGACCAAGCAGGACACACCCGACACUGGCCCUACAUGCCUACGUCGGACGGGCAGCGGUGACGUCAUCAUCGGCGAGGUGGUGCUUAUGCAGCCUCGGCGCGUGUUCGGGGCGUCGGGCGAGGGUGCCACCGACAUGGUGCAAGUGGAGCUGGACUCCAUGCGGGAGUCUCCGCCGCCGCGAAACGGACCAAGCGACGAAGAGGCGCCGCUCUCAUGGAUAAAGAGAGGCACGUCAGCUGGCAAGGUAGCCGCAAUCGUGUUUGUAACGAUAAUGUGGCUCCUGCUGGUCGCUGGAGCGAGCACCUACUACUUCAUUGAAUCCGAGUUAAAUGGCACAUCAUCAAGUCAAGGCACGGCACGGCUAUUAAGUAACAGCCUGGCAGCGAUUUACAACGCAACACAUCAUCACUGACGUCCAUAAAGGCACCUGUCAUCUUU
Messenger RNA from Rhipicephalus sanguineus (brown dog tick), 755 nucleotides. RefSeq lists its product as uncharacterized. The coding region runs from base 94 to 729 and encodes 211 amino acids. The record is from RefSeq and is a predicted model, not a curated record. NCBI's taxonomy places the organism in Eukaryota, Metazoa, Arthropoda, Arachnida, Ixodida, Ixodidae. The transcript has 5 exons.